Messenger RNA from Colletotrichum phormii, 959 nucleotides. RefSeq lists its product as uncharacterized. The coding region runs from base 138 to 617 and encodes 159 amino acids. Lineage: Eukaryota; Fungi; Ascomycota; Sordariomycetes; Glomerellales; Glomerellaceae. The record is from RefSeq and is a predicted model, not a curated record. The transcript has a single exon.
GCGUCUGGUAUCAUUGGCUCCAUGAUCUGAAGAAAGAAGGAAAAGGUCCUAAGAAAAAAUAUGCAACUGUGGGUAACUAUUUGCUGACGUCGCUCAACUUUUUGGGGGGAAGAUGCAGCCAGAGACUAUCCGGGUCGAUGUCCUAUUCGUGCCAGGUGGCAUUGGUAUCUAUGAUAGGUGUUGGUCGGCUGCAAUCAGCCCCCAUUCCAACUCGUCCGGGGAAAGCGGCUGCCCAUGGACCAGUUCUGCGCGCUGAUGAUGUUUUUUGCUUUGCCCCCUUUCCUCGUGCUGCCUGCCAGUCAGGCAAUGUCAUCGUCCGCUUACACCGUCGUGGCCGGCCCUACCCAAAGUGGAAUGAAGCUCGCGCUCGGGUUCCAUGGAUCAACACUCUUCAGGGACCGCUCAGCGGCUUCACUCUUGUAAGUGGGCACGGGCGAGCCGCACCAGAGCUUGACCGAGUCGCCGUGCUCGGGAUGAAGAGGGUGUCAACCGCGUGUCAUGGCUCAAAGGCGGAAAGGAGAGGAGAGGAGAGGAGAGGUGGUGGUGGUAGGACGGCAUCAUGCAGGUGGCCGAUUUCAGUUUGCAACGGCGCCAGUAAAAUUCCCAGACAACCUUGAGAGACAAGAAGCAGACUGCGCGACUGAGGUGCUCUGGCAGUAUCACGUUUUCUCUUUUCCCGACUUUACAACGAUUAGGCAGGCACCUUACUCUGUAAAGACAGCAGAUGUCUUUCUGCAGAUGAUGUGCAUUUGCCAAGGGGGUUCAUGUCAAGUCACCAAAGUGAUUCCUAUCAAGUCGUCUAACAUGAUCUUCAUUACUUCUCUACGUAUUAACAUUGAAUCUCUCUCUUCAUCCGCCCCCCAAAAAAAAAAAAAGUUGAAUUGAAUCUUUCGUAACAAUCAUGCCAAGCAGGGAGAGUUUAUGAGUUUGGUAUCUCUAAUCUAAUGAAACGUGGAAAA